Molecule: messenger RNA, 662 nt
Organism: Cloeon dipterum
Lineage: Eukaryota; Metazoa; Arthropoda; Insecta; Ephemeroptera; Baetidae
Product: C-type lectin 37Da-like
Exons: 5
Coding region: 148-618 (156 amino acids)
Biological process (GO): biological process involved in interspecies interaction between organisms
Cellular component (GO): external side of plasma membrane
Molecular function (GO): carbohydrate binding
Source: RefSeq, a predicted model, not a curated record
UCUUCAGACUGAAGGCUGUUUAUUGCAAAAAUCGCGAUAAUUGCCUUAUCAGCCGAGAUUUUUAAAGAUAGCUAACAGACUUUUGUUCACUGGCUACUGUCCAAAGAUUCCUCAGUCGUUUGACACUCGAAAAACCACGACAGAGACAUGCAAAAUAUGAAAUAUAUUUUGAUUUUAGUCGCUGGCUUGGCCAUCCAGGGAAAUAAUGCUGAAUCGGCCAGCAAAAUUGGAUCGCAGUGGGUCGAAAUUGAUGGUAAACAGUACUACUUCGAGAUGCAAAACUAUGCAGACUGGCACGAUGCUCAAGCGCUCUGCGAAAGAAGAAACUUGACCUUGAUAAGCUACCAGACCGUGGAGAAGUGGAAUUCCAUCAGGAAUUUUCUGCUCCUCGAACCAGAUUUUGAUAUGAACCUGUGGUCAUCCGGUGCAAAGCUCGCUGACGGUCAGUUCCUGUGGCGCUCCACUGGCGAAGAGGUAACCUACACCGACUGGGCAACCGGUGAACCCAACUUGCCCGCCGGAUCAGAAUUUUGCGUCGUGGUCUCCGCGUUCCCCAAUGGCUGGGACGACAUCGAGUGCACUGGUCGCUGGUUCGCUUCUGUGUGCGAAGAACCAUAGUGUUGUCCACACACUGAAAUAAAAGCAACGACAAUCUGAACGAA